Phascolarctos cinereus (koala) is the source of this 538-nucleotide messenger RNA. Its product is annotated as large ribosomal subunit protein eL42. NCBI's taxonomy places the organism in Eukaryota, Metazoa, Chordata, Mammalia, Diprotodontia, Phascolarctidae. Gene Ontology annotation, molecular function: structural constituent of ribosome. Gene Ontology annotation, cellular component: ribosome. The record is from RefSeq and is a predicted model, not a curated record. Gene Ontology annotation, biological process: translation.
CUCCGCUCGGCUCCCGGCAGCUUCUUCUCUCAGAACUCUCCUCCGCCUCCUCCGUCUCCUCCCGUGCCCUUCGCGGCUCCGAAAAGCCGAAGAGAAGUCCGGCCCCGCGCGAAGCAGAGUUGGGAAGCCCCCCCGGCGCCGCCGCCGCCGCCGCCGCCGCCAUGGUGAACGUGCCCAAGACCCGGCGCACCUACUGCAAGAAGUGCGGCAAGCACCAGCCGCACAAGGUCACGCAGUACAAGAAGGGCAAGGACUCUCUGUACGCGCAGGGCAAGCGGCGCUACGACCGCAAGCAGAGCGGCUACGGCGGCCAGACCAAGCCCAUUUUCCGCAAGAAGGCCAAGACCACGAAGAAGAUCGUGCUGCGGCUCGAGUGCGUGGAGCCCAACUGCAGGUCCAAGCGGAUGCUGGCCAUCAAGCGCUGCAAGCACUUCGAGCUGGGAGGAGACAAGAAGAGGAAGGGCCAAGUGAUCCAGUUCUGAGCCGCCGCGCCCUGGGCUCGCGGGAGAGAAACGAUUAAAACAUUGAAGCUCUAGCA